UUAUACAUACAUAUGUAUAUAUAUAUAAAUGUAUUGUAUGCGCAACAAUAAUAUCAACGGCAACAUCACCAUCAACAGCAGCAGCAACCGAGACACAAUUACAGCAAUACGCCCCAACAACUUCAGCAGCAGCAGCAGCAGCAGCAACAGCAACAACAAGAACAACUCUCUGCACUGAGGUCCAGAGUGCUGCAGUUGUAAAUGCUUGUUGUAAUAUAUACACAGCCACUAUAUACUGCAAGCAGUGACUGCGCAGUCAACGUGAGCAGCGGCAGCAGCAGCGGCGGCAGCAGCAUCGACAGCAGCUACAUCAAUUUCGCUUUUGGGCAAACAUAAAAAGAGAAAAAAGUCAACAGCACGAAAUAAAUUAAGCAUAAUAUUUAUGUGAUGCUAUGCACAUCAGCAGCUCUGAAUUAUGCCUAGAACGCGUCGCUGAGGAAUUCAUGGGUCGCAGGAAAUGGAAACAUUAUCAAGAUCAACUGACGCGCAAUCAAUUGAAUAUCGCAGAGCAACAGCCCAUAGCAAUAGCAAACGAAGUCGACGAUUGCAACUACAAAGAGAACCACCGCUUAACUCAACACCACAACAACAACAGCUGCAGCAGCAACAACAACAGUAAGGCGCAAACAGAUUUUGUUCAUACGCAUACAUCACAAGCAGACGCCGACGCCGACGCCGACGUCGACGCGCACGAGUUUGAGAUUGACGACGAUCGUGUGCGGGAGUCAAGUGCAACAUCACGUAGCUCGAGCAGCACACCAAUACCACCGCCGCCAGAACCCAACGAUUGGACACCGUCUGAUAAGUGCAAUUUCUGUAUUAACGGUCGCUUGCUAACGGUUAACGCCGCUGGCCAAUUGGUGGCCGAAACAGCAACAACCAACAACAGCAACAACAUUUGCCAAAACGGCAACGCUGCCCAGCAGCACGACAGCGACAGCAGCUCAAGCGCAUCGCUGCACAUCAACAACAACAACAACAACAACAACAAGUACAGAGCACGCCAAGUUGCCAACACAAAAGCAACAGCAACAACAGCAGCAGCAGCAGCAGCAGCAACUGCAACUGCAGCUUCAAUAGAGUUGUACAAGCUGCUCACGAUGACAUCGAUGGACUCAUCGAUGGCCGCCAAACUGGCGCACUUCACCAUGAUGGCCAAUGACUUCAAUCUGAUGAGCAAGCUGGCCAAUCAACAGCAUGCCAAUGCGGUAACGCCAACUACCUCAGAGCUCACAGCCGCCGCUGACAGUCCGACACUCAAAGAAACGCCCAGUAGUGCGCUCGAUGCGCCUUUGGAUCUAAGCAGCAAACCAUCGCCAAAUUCAUCGAUCAGCGGUGAUAUGAAGACAGUCAGAAGCAGCGCUGACUGCGUUACAGCUGGACACAGCUAUAGCGGCUCAGAGGAUCUGAGCAGCGGCCUGCAUGAGGUGCUGACCCACAAGCUGAGCCACAACAGCCGCAAGGCCUCGACGCCGUAUCAUCUGCCACGCGACAAUCAUCUGCGCCAGAAGUUGGGCAACAUGAAGCUCAAUCUCCUCGCCCCGACGGAGCUGCAGGAGUCGGAUGUCGACAGCAACGCCUCAACGCCGGCGCCAGUGUAUCUCGACUUCGUAGAGAGCUUGGCCAGCGAUCACUUGCGCAAGUUGCGCCCGCUCUCCGAGCACAAUGGCAGCGAGCCGGGCGAUGAUCUCGAGCCGCUCAUGUCGCCCAAGUUGCCGCCGCGUCGUCAAGCUGGCACCCCUACUCAUGCUGCUCAUGCGGCUCAUGCUGCAGCUGCUGGCGCCGCCACGGGCUUGAACAUACCCAUCAAUGGCAACAUGUUGCUGCAGACGAUGCUGCUGAUGGCCGGCACUGGCGCCAUCACCGAGGUGGAUGAGAGUCAAACGCUGGGAGAUUUCUUCAAGGGACUGCUUUUGGCCAAGCGCGGCGACCUCAUGAACGAUGCGCUGGCCAAUGUGCUGGCCGGCGGCGGCAAUGCGCAUGAGAGCAACAAUGCGUUGCGACUGCUGCAGCAGCAGCAGCAGCAGCUGAAUGCCCUCAACGCCUUUCGUCGUCAACUACCAAAGUCUGAAACGCCCGAAACGAACUCCUCGCUGGAUGCCAACGAUGCUUGCGAGGAUCCCAUUCUGAAGAUUCCGUCCUACAAAAUCAGCAGUGCUGCCAGCGUCUCGCCCAGUCAACUGCUGAACAACAACAACAGCAGCAGCAGCAACAACAACAACUCGCACAGCAAUCGGAACGGCGGCGGCGGCGGUCCGCAUAGUCCGCACUCGGCGUCGCCCAUGCUAGCAGCAGCGGUUGCUGCAGCAGCAGCCAACAACAGCUACAGACACAGCAGCAGCAGCAACCACAACAGCAGCAGCAGCAACAGCAACAAUUUGCUGCCGCCGUCGCCCACUUCCAUACAGAAGAUGAUGGCCACCAGCAUACAGCGCAAGCUCAACGAGCAGAGCAACCAGGACAGCCUGCGCAACAAUGGCAACACCAGCGGCAGCGAGUGCAGCAGCAACAGCAUCAACAAUGGCAGCACCAGCAACAACAACAACAACAAUCACAGCAGCAGCAGCAGCAGCUCGAAGAAGCCGAGCAUAUCGGUGGCCAAAAUGAUUGGCGGCACGGACACCUCACGCUUUGGUGCCUCACCCAAUCUGCUGGCGCAGCAACACAAUCAUCUGCCCGCACAUCAUCACCAGCAGCAGCAUCACCAACAUCAGCAGCAGCAGCAGCAUCACCAUCAACAGCUGAGCGCACAGGACGCUGCAGCGCUGGCCGCCGGCAAGGGCACGCGCCCCAAGCGUGGCAAGUACCGCAACUACGAUCGGGACAGUCUGGUCGAGGCCGUCAAGGCAGUGCAGCGUGGCGAGAUGUCGGUGCAUCGUGCUGGCAGCUACUACGGCGUGCCGCACUCCACCCUGGAGUACAAAGUAAAGGAGCGUCACUUGAUGCGUCCACGCAAGCGCGAGCCCAAGCCUCAGCCCGAUCUGGUGGGCCUCACAGGCGCAGCCAACAAACUCAAUCUGGAGAAGCUGAAAGCUGGCAGCAGCAGCAGCAGCAACAAUAACAACAACAACAUUGGCGGCGGCUCCAAGCUCAGCAAUGCGCUGAAGAACAACAGCGCAGCGCAGGCAGCAGCAGCAGCAGCGGCGGCAGCCAAUGCUGCCAACGGAUUGAAGCUGCCCAUGUACGAUGCCGCCUCGCAGCUAAGCUUCCAGCAGAGCAUGUUCGCCUGGCCGCAGCCAAGCGCCAAUGCCAACUACAAUCUGGACUUGCGCAAUCUGCCGCUGAGCGUCGCCGCGGGCAAUCAUCAUGCGCAUAGCGGCCUGCCCAUGAACAGUGCGCUGGAGAUGGCCGAGAAUCUGUACGACGGCAUCAUACGCAAGUCGCUGAACAAUGAUGGGGGCGGCGGCAGCAACAGCUCGGCCAACAAUGGCAAUGCGCUGCUCGAUCAGCUGCUGGUCAAGAAGACGCCGUUCACCAACAAUCGCAGCAAUGAUUAUUUGGCCGCCGCCGCCGCCGCCGCCUGCAGCAGCAGCGCCGAGAGCGUCAAGCGCUCGGGCAGCCCCAUGAGCCCCUAUGCGGACAUCAAGCGCGAGCGUUUGAGCCCCAUGCGUCAUGCUGGUGAGAGCAACAGCAGCGAUGAGGACGCUGCUGAGCAUCAUGGCAACAAUAACAACAACAACAGCGAGCUGGCGCAUAAUAAAAACAACAACGGCAGCAACAACUUCAACAACAACAACAAUGGCAACGGACGCAGCCGCAUGACGAGCCGCGACUCGGAAACUGACGCCAGCAGCCAAAAGAGCGAUCAGUCGCACAGCUCUGCCGCUGCCGCUGCUGCCGCUGCUGCUGGCAACAAAAUGAUGAUGGAUCUCAAUGGUGGUGUCAAGUGCGAGCCGAACAUAGCGCAUAUGCUGCCCAGCGGCAAUUCCAUACUACACGAGAAACUGGCACAAAUCAAAGCCGAACAGGCCGAUUGCAUUGCCAACGACGAGCAGUUAUAGAGCCAGUGGCAGCAGCAGCAGCUGCAGCAGCUGCAACAGCAGCAGCAGCAACAGUUGGCUGAAACAUUUGCUUGGCCACCACUGGCCACGCACUACUACAGUUUCUAGUUUGGAGCCAAUCGGAUGGAUCCGUUCGGGGUGAGCAGCGUUCAGCAGCAGUGCAAAUGUAAUAAACAAUAAACUAAAAACCAAAUGCAAAUAGCACUUAAGCUAUAGAUAAACAUUUGAGCAGCGUCUUGCUACAAUAAUUGUUAACAACAAUACACAAAAUAUAUAGUUAUAUAUAUUAUAUACAUACCAUACAGCAACAACAACAACAACAAAACAAAAGUGCAACAAAACGCAAGUUUAGGCACAUUUCUUGUUUAGUUUUUUGACAAUCGACAAAUAGGCAUUCUCUUGUACAAACAAAUUAAUAAGCAAACAACUAAAAAAAUUAUAUAAAAAGUAAACAAAACACAAGUACAUUUUA
Molecule: messenger RNA, 4473 nt
Organism: Drosophila busckii
Lineage: Eukaryota; Metazoa; Arthropoda; Insecta; Diptera; Drosophilidae
Gene: Eip93F
Product: probable serine/threonine-protein kinase ndrD
Exons: 5
Coding region: 393-4001 (1202 amino acids)
Biological process (GO): regulation of transcription by RNA polymerase II
Cellular component (GO): nucleus
Molecular function (GO): DNA binding
Source: RefSeq, a predicted model, not a curated record